CUCCCUGUCCGCCACCAAGAUUGGAAGCUCGCCGCCCAGCUCUACAGGGCCGCUGCCGACCGCGGCAGCCUCGAAGCAUCCUUCCAGCUGGCCUGGCUCACAUUCCUGGGCGAGGGGAUGGCCAAGAACGACCGCGGUGCCUUCGUGCUUUGGCAGGAAGUCAGCACCAAGUCAACUGACACUGUCCUGAAACCCAUCGCGACCCACAUGGUCGGUUGGAUGCACUACCUCGGCCGGGGGUACCCAGCAGGACAAGCAAAAGGGCACCAAGAUCAUACGCAACAACAAAUCCAAUGUGUUCGGCCUUGGGGAGGACGAAUGUCUGGUAGCUGGGGCCAUGUCUUCGUCCGACUCAUCCGCCGCCCGCAAGUUCUUUGAUUUGUGCCAGCAGGGAUCGGAGCAGGAAUGGCUGUGCAGGCACAUCAUGGCUGUGUGUUUGUUCCAUGGAUUCGGAACCACCGGGGACCGGAAAAAGGCAGCGGCCAUAUUUGAACAGCUCGCCAACGAGGGUUACAGCGACAGCCAGGUCUGUCUUGGAGAAUGUUACUUAUUUGGUUGGGGAGUGUGGCGAAACCGAAAGCAAGCCCUCCAGUGGUACAGCAAAUCGGCCAAACAAGGCAAUUCUUACGGUCAGAAUAUGGUUGGCUUUUGCUACUACAAGGGAUACGGAGUCACCAAGGACGACACCAAGGCGACCGAGUGGUGGCGCAAUUCGGCCGAACAGGGCAAUCGAUACGGACAGAACAACCUCGGCACCUGUUACAAGUGUGGCUGGGGUGUCCCCCAGGACACCGACACUGCCCUCUUCUGGCUUCGCAAGUCCGCCGACCAGGGUUACAAUUUGGCCAUCGACGAACUCAAGUGGUUAAACAAGUGGCCUUGAUCCCGAUGCCGUCCCAAGUUCCACGCCCAAAUAAUCAUGUCGCCCCGCUGAAAUGCAACAAGGGCAGCCAAAUCACCGCACCACCCAAUUUCAUCCAAAUCCAACGAUAUCGACCUGUGGAUUCGCAAAGUGGGCCCGAUAGAGCGGCAGACGGCGAGUGAGGUUGUAUUUGACAUUCAGCACAUCCAAUACAUCCAGCAUACAAAACA
Messenger RNA from Polychytrium aggregatum, 1092 nucleotides. RefSeq lists its product as uncharacterized. Gene Ontology annotation, molecular function: protein binding. The record is from RefSeq and is a predicted model, not a curated record. Lineage: Eukaryota; Fungi; Chytridiomycota; Chytridiomycetes; Polychytriales. The transcript has a single exon. The coding region runs from base 338 to 883 and encodes 181 amino acids.